Messenger RNA from Gasterosteus aculeatus aculeatus (three-spined stickleback), 1448 nucleotides. It is a transcript of the gene sdr39u1, whose product is annotated as short chain dehydrogenase/reductase family 39U, member 1. Lineage: Eukaryota; Metazoa; Chordata; Actinopteri; Perciformes; Gasterosteidae. The record is from RefSeq and is a predicted model, not a curated record.
CCAAAAGGCAAGAAAGAAUUCCCACAGUCACUAUUCAUAGUGGUACAGUCAUUAGCAAAGGUUCUAACCUGCACCAACGUUACGUUGUUUAAUUCAACACCGGACGACACGCCAACGACCAUGAGGGUAUUGAUAGGAGGAGGAUCUGGCUUUGUGGGCCGUGAGCUGACUCGCCUGCUGAGACACAAAGGUCAUGAAGUCACGGUGAUAUCCCGCCAGCCUGGUCCGGGGAAGAUAACAUGGGCUGAGUUGGAGUCGCACGGCCUCCCACCGUGCGACGGCGCCGUCAACUUGGCUGGAGAGAAUCUGAUGAACCCACUGAGAUGGUGGAAUGAAAGCUAUAAAAAGGAUUUGUUCUCCAGUCGUAUCGAUACAACAAAAUCAAUGGCUCAAGCCAUUGCUGCUUCCUCCAGUCCUCCUCACUCCUGGGUCCUGGUAUCAGGUGUAGCUUGUUACAAGCCCAGUCUGACAGCGGAGUACACAGAAGACAGUGAAUGGACUCCAUUCGACGUUCUCUCCCAACUGGUGAAAGAGUGGGAGGCCUCGGCACUUCUUCCUGAGGGUGUGACCAAAAACACCAAACAAGUCGUCAUCAGGUCGGGGGCAGUAUUGGGCCGCGAUGGUGGCGCCAUGAAGCAGAUGCUGCUCCCCUUCUGGCUCGGCCUCGGGGGCACCCUGGGGUCAGGAGCGCAGCCGUUUCCCUGGAUCCACGUCUCAGACCUGGCGGGCAUCAUCGCCAAGAGCCUGGAGCCCCCCGCCGCGCCCCCCCCGCCCUCGCCGCAGGUGCUCAACGGGGUCGCCCCCGCGCUGAGCACCAACCUCGAGUUCACCAAAGAACUGGGCCGGGUCCUGAGGAGGCCGACCGUUUUGCCCGUGCCCGGCUUCGUGAUGAACGCCGUGAUGGGCUCCGAGAGGGCGGUGGUGCUCCUGCAGGGCCAGAAGGUCGUCCCCAAGAGGACUCAAGAGGCCGGAUUUGUGUACACGUACCCGGACUUGACCUCGGCCCUGAAGGAGAUCGUUGGGAGUUAACAGACGUCGGAAGAACGUGUGCCGACGGCCGAGUUUCUGUAGUUGUGUGUUCAUAUUUACGGGCUUAGGAGACUUUUAACAAAUGUGACGGCCCACAUGGAUCGUUGAGCAGCUGCAGAUAUAUAUAUAUAUAUAUAUAUAUAUAUAUAGUAAUCGGUCUGAGGAGUGUUUGUCAUUGUUUCCCGUUUAGCUGCUUUUGCUCUUUUCUUUCACACAAACUCAAACGAGAGCAAACGUGCAAAACAAGUGGUGCUUUUUUUCAAUAAAAGAGAUGAUAUUUAUGAACUUUUAAGGCAACAAGGAGGAGGAAAUGUCUUAUGCUCCGUCUUGUGACUUUUUAAGUAUCACAUUACAGUCCAGAAGGCAGCAUACGUGUUGCAAGAAAUGGAAAAUCAAAAUAAAGCUGGUUAAAGAACUUA